Molecule: messenger RNA, 1731 nt
Organism: Neoarthrinium moseri
Lineage: Eukaryota; Fungi; Ascomycota; Sordariomycetes; Amphisphaeriales; Apiosporaceae
Exons: 2
Coding region: 1-1731 (576 amino acids)
Molecular function (GO): hydrolase activity, acting on carbon-nitrogen (but not peptide) bonds
Source: RefSeq, a predicted model, not a curated record
AUGACUUGGUCCCGCCUCACGAGCUUUGGAGGCGAGAACUCCAUCUGGCUUUUCACUUCGGCUGUACUUGUUGGACUUGCCAGUUUCUUCGAUCUGCGCCAGGGACUUGUCAACUUGCUGUACACGGAAACACAUUGCUACCAGUCAGUGAGAACCCACUCGGAUGCAGAACCUUAUGCGAACUGCUUCUCUGUGUUGCCGUCUGGAGUCUUUUCACGAGUCUUCCAAGCGCCAACUGAAUCACCUUACGCGAGAAGCACUCGGCCGGGCUUCGCCAUUCCAGGGUUGUGGGACGGCCAUGGUCAUCUUCUGCAGUAUGGGGAGUUCCUGAAUUCGGUCGACCUCUUCGGAUCCGAGUCUUUCCAAGAUAUUAACACCAGAGUGAACACUUAUCUUGAUACUCACCCCGAUGCGGGAAGUAAGGAAGAAUGGGUUCGAGGUGUGGGCUGGGAUCAGAUGGCCCUGGGCCGCAUGCCAACUGCGGAUGAUCUGGCCUCUGAUGACAGACUCAGGAAUCUUUACAUUAUGCUGGAUCGCGUAGACGUCCACUGUAUUUGGGUUUCCCAGCCAAUACUUGACCUUCUGCCAGAAUCCAUACCUGACGUGCCCGGGGGCGAGAUCGUAAGACAUCCAGGCAUGGGGGUUUUCUGCGACAAUGCUAUGGACAUGAUCAUGGCUUUGUGGCCAAAGCCCGACAGUAAGAAGAAGCAAAAGUUUUUGAAGAGUGCCAUGUCAAAGUUGAAUGAGGUUGGACUCGUCGGUAUGGCUGAUGCAGGGGUUAUGCCUGGAAAUGCAGCUCUCUUCAAGGAGCUUGCCGGCACCGAGGACUGGACACUGAGAGUCUAUGCCAUGCUUGAAUGUGACGACCGUAACACAUUCUGCCCAGACUCCGCAGAGAAGCACGUCAGAGAUGACGGACUACUAAGCAUUGCCAGUGUGAAGCUGUUCGCAGAUGGAGCUCUUGGCAGCUGGGGAAGCGCCAUGAUAGACCCUUACUCCGACCGUCCUGACACUUCUGGCUCACUGCUUGUUAACGCAACCGAAUUGACGCGUGUAACGAUCGCCUGGGCUGAAGCUGGAUUUCAGGUCAACAUCCAUGCCAUCGGCGAUCUAGCGAACAGAAACGCGGUGGAUGCAAUGACUGCGGCGCUGGAGCGAGUCUGCCCUGGGGAAUCCCUUACAUCGUGCCAGUCCAGGCGACGCUUCCGCAUAGAGCAUUCUCAGAUCAUCCACCCGGAUGACCAGACCCGGAUUCACUCAAUUGGCAUCAUUCCGAGCAUCCAGCCCACUCAUGCGACGAGUGAUUUCGCCUAUGCAGAGAAGCGUCUGGGCCCUGAAAGAACGAGAACAGAGGCCUACAGGAUGCGUUCUCUGCUGGACGUGAACCCUAUCUUGGGUAGCGACUUUCCCGUGGAACCACCGGACCCCUUCCAAGGUAUCUACGCGGCCGUGACCAGGAAAAACCCGCACACGGGUCGAGGUACCGAUGGCUCGCCUGAUGGAUGGCACACCGAGGAAGCACUCACCCUCGACCAAGCGUUACGCGGCUUCAGUGUCGCACCCGCCCAUGGUGCUUUCUUGGGUGGCAAGGCUGGCGUUAUCCAAAAGGGAGCCUUUGCCGAUUGGGUGGUCAUUGAUGAGCCACUUGAGGAAACAGAUAUUGAGGACUUCCGUAACUUCAAAGUGCGCGAGACAUGGAUUGCUGGCAAGCGAGUAUAUAAACGGGACUGA